AAUUUUUCACAUAAUGUCUUUACAAUAGGGGACGUUGCACUAAACCAGCCCGAUAUGUGUGUCUACCGGCGUGGGAGAAAGAAGCGAGUGCCGUACACAAAACUGCAGCUUAAAGAACUCGAGAAUGAAUAUGCCAUUAACAAGUUCAUUAACAAGGACAAGAGGCGAAGGAUAUCCGCAGCCACAAACCUGUCUGAGAGACAAGUUACCAUUUGGUUUCAGAACAGGAGGGUGAAGGAUAAGAAAAUAGUCUCCAAACUGAAAGACAAUGUAUCUUGA
This is a messenger RNA of Fulmarus glacialis (Northern fulmar), 279 nucleotides long. Its product is annotated as homeobox protein Hox-D13-like. NCBI's taxonomy places the organism in Eukaryota, Metazoa, Chordata, Aves, Procellariiformes, Procellariidae. Gene Ontology annotation, molecular function: DNA-binding transcription factor activity, RNA polymerase II-specific; RNA polymerase II cis-regulatory region sequence-specific DNA binding. The record is from RefSeq and is a predicted model, not a curated record. Gene Ontology annotation, biological process: regulation of transcription by RNA polymerase II.